GUGAUGCACGUGUGCUAUCAGGGAAGUGUGGGUAUUUGGACAAGGGGUCUGAAUUUAAUAGUGCAGUUCUUCGUUUUUCCUGAAACGAGUUACAUUUUCCUCGAUCCCAAGCGUUCAGCCAAUCGCAUGCGAGUGUGGGCGUGGCCUGACGCUAAACGUGUUCCGUGUGGAAAGUUCACCGGUCCGGGUGCAAAGUUUCAGCCGUCUGCAGACGAGAGACAGAAGACGAGCACAAAAACCGGAUCAAAGAGUCGCUUACCGUCUGCCGGCGUGAACGAGUUCAGUUAUGGGAUAUUAACCCGAAGUGGUAUCGUGUUCAUUUACAGCUUUGUUCGUCUGGCGGCGGAAUCAUGGCCUGCGCGCCGAACCGGGUUCGCUUGCUCUGCAUGCUGUCGCUCACCUUCGGCUUUUUCAUCGUGGAGGUGGUGGUGAGCCGGAUCACGUCUUCUCUAGCGAUGCUGUCGGACUCCUUUCAUAUGCUGUCGGACGUGAUCGCGCUGGUCGUGGCUCUGGUGGCGGUGCGUUUCGCGGAGCAGACCCAGUCCACCAACAAAAACACGUUCGGCUGGAUCCGGGCCGAGGUGAUGGGCGCGCUGGUCAACGCCGUGUUCCUCACCGCGCUCUGCUUCACCAUCAUCCUGGAGGCCGUCGAGCGCUUCACGGAGCCCCAUGAGAUCGAGAAGCCCGAGGUGGUGAUUGGGGUGGGGGCUGCGGGGCUGCUAGUCAAUCUGGUUGGGCUCUGUCUCUUUCAUGGGCACGCCGGGCGCGGACACGGCCAUUCCCAUGGAGGACACGGCCACGGCCACGGGGACACAAAAACACAAGAACGGGAAGGUGCGCCGGUGUCAUCUUGCAGACGUAUGUGUGUUAUCACUGCUCGAGGGAUACUCUUGCCUUGUCCAAAACCCACACUUGCUGUCUUGGCCACUUGA
Messenger RNA from Onychostoma macrolepis, 932 nucleotides. RefSeq names its product proton-coupled zinc antiporter SLC30A1-like. Gene Ontology annotation, cellular component: Golgi apparatus; endoplasmic reticulum; membrane. Gene Ontology annotation, biological process: zinc ion transmembrane transport; intracellular zinc ion homeostasis; detoxification of zinc ion. Gene Ontology annotation, molecular function: calcium channel inhibitor activity; zinc ion transmembrane transporter activity. The record is from RefSeq and is a predicted model, not a curated record. NCBI's taxonomy places the organism in Eukaryota, Metazoa, Chordata, Actinopteri, Cypriniformes, Cyprinidae.